Zea mays is the source of this 2110-nucleotide messenger RNA. Its product is annotated as cytochrome P450 72A13. The record is from RefSeq and is a predicted model, not a curated record. Bases 237 to 1856 code for a protein of 539 amino acids. Gene Ontology annotation, molecular function: heme binding; monooxygenase activity; oxidoreductase activity, acting on paired donors, with incorporation or reduction of molecular oxygen. NCBI's taxonomy places the organism in Eukaryota, Viridiplantae, Streptophyta, Magnoliopsida, Poales, Poaceae. The transcript is spliced from 5 exons.
ACCAACUGCAGAUAGAAACGAAGUAGCCAAAACAUGUGAUGCCAACGGAUCGCACCAAUCAGUGGCCGUGCCGCUGUGCGGAGGCCUACCACCACCACUACUACAAAUACCGUCGCUCUCGUCUCUCUCGGUAAAAGCGCACACACACACAAGACACAACAACGCUGUGGGCUUGUACGUGGCUGUCGAUCGCAGCACACGUACGUAAACUCGAAAGCAGCUAGGCCGGAAGCAAAAUGGACGACGACGUCGUCGUAGCAGCUGCAGCUGCAGCUGCAGCCGCGGCGGCUUCGUCUUCGCCAUCGCCGCCGUGGAGCCUGCUCCAGGGGCUCCUUGCGCUGCUCGUCGCGUGGGGGGCCUACCGGGCGGCGCAGACGUUCUGGCUGCGGCCGCGGCGGCUCGGCCGGGCGCUCCGCGCGCAGGGGCUCACCGGCACGGCGUACCGCUUCCCGGCGGGCGACCUCAAGGAGAACGCCCGCCUCAACGACGAGGCGCGGUCCAGGCCCAUGCAGCCGCCGUGUAGCCAUGACGUCGUUCCCCGCGUCAUGCCGCAUCUCUUCAACACCGUCAAGGACCACGGCAACAUCUGUAUUACCUGGUUCGGACCGAUUCCCAGGGUGGUGAUCACGGAGGCAGAGUUAGUCAGAGACAUCCUAUCGAACAAGUUUGGCCACUUCGAGAAGUUCACGAACAAGAGUCUCGGGAAGAUGAUCGCCCUCGGGGUGGCGAGCUACGACGGCGAGAAAUGGGCCAAACACAGGAGGAUCCUGAACCCCGCGUUCCAUCUCGAGAAGCUCAAGCGCAUGCAGCCGGCGUUCUUGACGUGCUGCACCGAGCUCAUUGAUCGCUGGGACAAGGAGGUCGCUGGUGGUUCCGACGGGUCAUUCGAGCUGGACGUCUGGCCGGAGUUCCAGAGCCUCACCGGCGACGUGAUCUCCCGCACGGCGUUCGGCAGCAGCUUCAUGGAAGGGCGGAGGAUCUUCCAGCUCCAGGCCGAGCAAGCGGAGCGAGUGAUCAAGGCUUUCCAGUACAUAUACAUCCCAGGCUUCGUGUUCUUCCCGACACCCAACAACCGGAGGAUGAAGGAGAUCAACAGGGAGAUCGAAGGGACUCUGAGAGGCAUGAUCGAGAAGAGGGAGCGCGCGAUCGAGAACGGCGAAGCGAGCGGCGACGACCUGCUCGGCCUGCUGCUGCAGUCCAACAUGGAGAGCGGGAAAGGCGGCCUGAGGAUGAGCACGGAGGACGUGGUCGAGGAGUGCAAGCUCUUCUACUUCGCCGGCAUGGAGACCACGUCGGUGCUGCUCACCUGGACGCUCGUCAUCCUAGGCAUGCACCCCGAGUGGCAGGACCGCGCCAGGGAGGAGGUCUUCAGCGUCUUCGGCAGGGACAAGCGCCCCGAUUUCGACGGCAUCAGUCGGCUCAAAACGGUUACGAUGAUACUGUACGAGGUGCUCAGGCUGUACCCGCCGGCGGUGACGCUGAACCGAAGAACGUUCAAAGACAUGCAGAUCGGAGGCAUCACGUACCCUGCGGGGGUGAUCCUGGAGCUCCCCGUGAUCGUCGUCCACCACGACCCCGACGUCUGGGGCAAGGACGCGCACGAGUUCAGGCCGGAGAGGUUCGCCGAGGGGAUCUCCAAGGCGACCAAGGACCAGCAGCCGGCGUUCUUCCCGUUCGGCUGGGGGCCGAGGAUCUGCAUCGGCCAGAACUUCGCGCUGCUCGAGGCCAAGAUGGCCCUCAGCAUGAUCCUCCAGCGCUUCCAGUUCCGGCUGUCCCCUUCCUACACGCAUGCGCCGUACACCGUCCUUCUGCUGCAUCCUCAGCAUGGCGCUCCAAUUAUUUUCGACAGGAUCUGACUGCCCUUGCAUGACAUCGUCGAUCGUUGUCAGUAUGUCACAGUGCAAAUAAACUCGUAUGAAUAAUAUUGUGUUAGGGAGAGUCUAGUUCUGUGUAUCCGAUUUUGAAGGUGGAACCAAAACAUAAGGGUGUAAGGCUAUGUCCCGGAAAAUGAGUCGCAUGCGAGCUCGCAAACACCAACAGAGUCCACAUGCGGAUAUACAUAUAGAACUGUGAAGAAGAAUAAUGUGCUUUGGAAGAAACUUUACAUCAA